Rotaria sordida is the source of this 1180-nucleotide messenger RNA. The record is from the annotation of a GenBank genome assembly. NCBI's taxonomy places the organism in Eukaryota, Metazoa, Rotifera, Eurotatoria, Philodinida, Philodinidae.
AGAUCUAUCAAUAAAAGAAAUGAUUGACUCAAUGAAUUCUUUAUUAGAAAAAUUAAAAGCACAUAAAGCUAUUAAAGAUGAUUUAUAUAAACAAUUAGUUGCUGAUUCAAAUAAAAUAAAAUUACCACAUUUAUAUUUCUUACCAAAUAUUUCCAAUGAAAAUGAUAUUUCUUUAGUACCUAUUAUUACAUCACGAUUUAGUGCAACAUGGAAAAUUGGCAAAUAUUUAAAUCAAUUAUUACAACCAUUUGCUAAUAAAAUUCUACAUCCAACGACAUUUGUUGAUGAAACUGAUUUUAUUCGAAAAUUAAAUCAUUAUGCUAAUACAGAACGUCGUCUUCGUUCAACAACACUUUUUUGUACAAUUAAAAUAACAAAUUUUUAUACAUUAGAUGAACAUAAAAAUAUGAUUGAUGUUAUUGGUUAUUUUUUACAAGAUAAUUUUGUGAUGAACAAACUUGAAUCAUUAACAAUUCAAACUAUUAAAAAUCUCUUAUAUGUAUUUCUUUAUAAUAAUAUCUUUUUGUACAAGGAUAAUAUCUAUAAAUGUACAAAAGGUAGCCCAAAUACAAUGGCAUUAACAGAAACAUUAUCAAAUAUUUAUUUAUUUGUAUGGCAAAAGAAAAUAUGGAAGCAAAUUGAUCGAAAUAUAGAAUUUUUUGGAAGAUAUAAAGAUCAAAUAUUUUUUACAUGGAAUAAAUCAAGUGCUCUCGAACUUGAAACAUUUAUAGAAAACAUUCGAGAACAACAUCAGAAUGUACGUUUUCAAAAAUUUAUUGGUACAAAUGUCGAAUUUUUAAAUGCUUCUAUCGAAAAUCGACAAGGUCAAUUAUAUACUCGUGUACAUUAUGAUUCGAAUAUGCCACGUUAUACAUUACCAUAUCUCUUGGGUCAUUCAAAAUCAGCUCAUAGUGAUUGGUUACGAACAGCUUUAAUUCGUGCUGUAUGUUACUGUACAUCAGUUGAUGAUUUUCAACAGGAACGAAUUGCUCUUGAAUUAACUUAUCUUAUUAGUGGUUAUUCAUUAUUAUUUGUUGAAAGUCAUGUCAAACAUUUUUUCAAUUAUUUUCAUGCUCAAACUGUGCGAUACUCAAGAAAUCAAAGUACAUAUGAUAAAUUUCGUCAACAAUGGUUUAAAUUCGUCGAACAACGAUAUGAACUUAUAGAGCAACUUGAAAAA